This is a messenger RNA of Macrosiphum euphorbiae (potato aphid), 1458 nucleotides long. The record is from the annotation of a GenBank genome assembly. NCBI's taxonomy places the organism in Eukaryota, Metazoa, Arthropoda, Insecta, Hemiptera, Aphididae.
AUGAGGACCAAGCCGGAAAUGAUGGGCCAACUGCGUCCCGCGUUCAGCGAACUCAAUAUUUCCGAAGGUUUCGAAUUCGACACCGAAAUCGUCACCAACGAGAUCAAAGAAGAUUGCAAAUCCCUUCUUUUGUCCAAUGAACAACUGACCACCUUGAUGAAAGAUAUGGAUGGAGCCAUCAGGAAUGGUUUGGGCAAAGAUACCAAUCCAUCUUCCAUUGUCAAGUGUUAUGUCACUUACGUACAAGAUUUGCCUAACGGCACAGAAAGAGGAAAAUUCUUGGCUUUGGACUUGGGUGGCACCAAUUUCCGUGUGCUAUUGAUUGAAUUGGGAGAGAAUAACUACUUCCAUAUGGACUCUGAAAUCUUCAAAGUACCUGCUCAUAUUCAAACUGGCAAAGGCACAGAAUUAUUCGAUCAUAUUGCUAAAUGUCUGGCAGAAUUUAUUAAAAAACACAACUUGGACAGCAAAAAGGCAUUACCGUUGGGCUUUACUUUUAGUUUUCCACUUAGACAAGUUGGACUUACCAAAGGAUAUUUAAAUAGUUGGACUAAAGGAUUUAACUGCUCAGGAGUAGUUGACGAAGAUGUAGUCAGACUUCUCAAGGAAGCUAUCAAGCGGAGAAAGGACGUCGAGAUUGAUGUGUGUGGAAUAUUGAACGAUACAACCGGUACAAUCAUGUCAUGCGCUUGGAAGAACCCGAACACCAAAAUUGGAGUUAUUGUUGGAACGGGUUGCAACGCGUGUUACGUGGAAAAGGUUGAAAACGCCGAACUCUUCGACGGUGACAAGACGAAACCACACGUGAUCGUCAACACCGAAUGGGGUGCAUUCGGAGACGAUGGAAAAUUGGACGCCGUUCGCACGAAAUACGAUCGGGAAAUCGACGAGGACUCUUUGAACCCGGGAAGACAGAGAUUCGAGAAAAUGAUCAGUGGCAUGUACAUGGGCGAGAUCGUGCGGUUGGCCAUCGUGGACUUGGCCAACCAGAACAAACUCUUCGAGGGAAGACUGUCCGAACAAAUGAAGACCAAGGGAGCGUUCGGCACGUCAUUCGUAUCCGACAUUGAAGGCGAUAAAGCCAACUACAAAGAAACCUUGAAGGUUCUGAGCGAGAUGGGCAUCAACGACCCAUCAUUGGUCGACUGUGCCAACGUACGGUACAUUUGCGAAUGCGUAUCCAGGCGGUCGGCGCAUCUGGUGUCCGCCGGUCUGGCCGCUCUUCUCAACAAAAUGGACGAGAAGUCCGUCACGAUCGGCGUUGACGGUUCCGUUUACCGUUUCCAUCCAUACUUCCAUAAACUCAUGGUGGAAAAGACCAAACAACUGACCAAAUCUGACAUCAAAUUUGACCUGAUGUUGUCCGAAGACGGAAGUGGUCGUGGAGCCGCGCUAGUCGCUGCUGUAGCUGUCAGGGAUGAAUUACCAUCAAUGACGAAUGGAUUAUCGGCGAAAUAA